Molecule: messenger RNA, 706 nt
Organism: Notothenia coriiceps (black rockcod)
Lineage: Eukaryota; Metazoa; Chordata; Actinopteri; Perciformes; Nototheniidae
Gene: phf21ab
Product: PHD finger protein 21Ab
Exons: 4
Coding region: 140-643 (167 amino acids)
Source: RefSeq, a predicted model, not a curated record
CAGUGGCGUCACCCAGCAGUGUUCUUCUCACCUGUGUUCUCCUCUCUUCUGAUUGGCUGUCUGCUGUCUCCAGGUCCGGCCCAAACCGCCCCCGCCCUCCAACACCAACGUGCACAUCGCCCCGGCGCCCCCUCCCCCCAUGAUGGCGGCCCCCCAGCUGCUGCAGCGGCCCCUCAUGCUGGCCACCAAGCUUUCCUCCUCCUCUCUGCCCUCAGCGGCUCCCAUCCACCAGGUGCGCAUCCUGAACGGUCAGCCGUGCAGAGAGAGCAGCAACACGCUGACGGGCAUCGUGAUCGCCACCCCCCCGAUGAUGACCACAACAACAACACGCCUCGCCAACAGCGCCCUCCUGACCCCCGUCCUGACCCCCAUCCUGACCCCCGCCCUGAAGCCCGCCCCCAACAAGCCCAUCCAGAUCAGCAGCCUGAAUGCAGAGCCCAAGCAGACGGUUAAACCCGGAGGUGGAUCUGAGCAGAAGCUGGUGGUGAGCCCCCCCCCCUCCACCCCCCCGCUGUCUCUCCCUGCCAAGAGAGAGGACAACCCCGAGGUGUGUAGAGGGGGGGGGCAGUUAGGCCCUCCAGCUGAGCGGUGUGACGGGAAGUCAUGUGACCGUGCUGUAGUUCCUUUUAUAGCCCAACAUUAGCCUCCUUUAGCUUAGCGGUGGAGACGUGAAGUCAUGUGACCGUGCUGUAGUUCCCUCAUAGCC